AUCAGAGGGGUUUAUAUCAUAUAUAUGCCUUUCCAUAUUAUCACUGUAUGCAAACUGUGCCAAGGUCAAGGGUUUGACCUGUUAUUGCAUGCCACAUUUACCGCCUGAAUUAAACGCAUUGUAUGAUUGAAUAACAGCGAUAUUUGACAAAAGAUUAACGGUAAAUAAUACUGGCCCAGUGGGGUGCACAGCGACUGAAAGGUCUACGAAAAACAAGCAGUGUGAGUGACGGAACUCUGAUCGGGAAAGGUGAUGCGAUUUUCAAGGUCUGUCCAUGUAUUAGAGAGUUAACAUAACCAUAUAUGCACUUGGACAUUUAUUUAUUUGUACACAUUAUAACUGAUAUAUAGAGCUUGAAAUCAGUUAUAAACUGACACCCGAGACAUAUACAGGGUAAACCAGGAAACCUUGAACGAAGUGUUCAAGGCAUAUAUCAUUAGAGGGAGAGAGUAGUGGCAUUUCAUCGAAAGAAACCUAAAAAAUCGCAAGAAGCGUUCACAGAACAUACCAAGGUAUGUAUUGUAGGAAAGGGCAGUCACUUCCUUUUUUUAAAGGCAGCUGUAACACUGAAUUGAAGAUGCAUUUGUAUGUUAGGGAAGGUUCAUAUAUCACAGGAAUUAAGUGUACAUACAGGAACAAUGCACCUCUUGGGUCUGCUGGGUCUACUAAACGUGAAGACCGUCUUGGUCGGGGGUGCAGUAUUCCUGUUGGUGAUGUCAUUACUACAGAGGAAGAAAUACAAACUGCCGCCAGGGCCUCCACAGCUGCCUAUACUGGGGAACUACUUAGAAUUCAAAAACGACGGUCGAUUUUAUGCUGUAUUCGAUAAGCUCGGAAAGGCCUUUGGUGAUAUUUUCACUGUGAACUUAGGUUUUGGUAACAAGAUGGUGGUUCUGAAAUCCGCCAAUAUUGUACAUGAGGCAAUGGUUGAGAAGAAAGAGAUAUUUGCCGGAAGGGGUGCCAUGAGUUGGAAGUAUGAACUAUUCAGCGGAGGCUACAAAGACAUUGUUUUAACUGAUUAUGGGCCCGUUUGGAGACUACAAAGACAGAUGGCUUUAAAGGCGUUCAGGACCUACGUAUCGAGCGAUAAACUGGAAACAUUCACAAAGUCUGCCUUUGAUGACAUGGCUGCUUUGAUUGAAAAGGAGACCAAGCCUUUUGAUAUUGAUGCCCACAUUCGGUUACUAGUCUUCAACGUUGUCUGCAGGAUGGCUUUCGGACAGUGCUAUAAAAUGGACCAACCGGAAUUCAUUUGGCUGAAGUUCAUAGUGGACGAAACCAUGCACGAGGUGUUUGGAGGCCUCAUUCCCUCUGACGUCAUAACGACCUUAAAGCAUCUACCUAUCCCAUCAUCCCUUUUGGCAAAGCGACUCCAGAAGAAUCUGAUACGCUUCCAUGAAGUCCAACUGGCAGAACACAAAAAAACUUUUAACUCGGAUGAUGUAAGGGACGUUAUGGACCACCUUUUGCUGCUGAAAAAGGAACUAACAAAUGAGAGUGAUGACAACGUCAAGGAGUCGCUUUCUGACACUCGCAUACUUUACAUCAUGCUGGACAUAUUCUUUGCUGGAACAUCCACUACAUCCGACACCCUGAAAUGGAUGAUUCUGUACGUUGCCGCUCAUCCAAAGGUCCAGGAACAGCUCCACAAAGAAUUAGAUGAUUUAGGAAAAGAUUUCGAUAAUCUUCGCCACUGCAAAUCCAAGUUGCCUUACUGUGAGGCUGUUCAGCGAGAGGUUUUGCGCAUGCGCCCUCCUGCCCCAGCAGGCCUCCCUCACCAAACACUUCGUGACACCAAAUUGGGUGGCUACGACAUUCCAAAAGGCACUCUCGUAUCAGUAAACAUUUGGGCAAUCCACCAUGACCCGAACAACUGGGAGUCGCCGGAAGUUUUCAAGCCAGAGAGAUUUUUGGACAAUGACGGAAGCUUGAAAGAGGUUGACAAUAAAAUAUGGCUUCCGUUCAGCAGCGGCAAGAGAAAAUGCAUCGGAGAAGGAAUUGCGAGGGUAAAUCUUAUGAUGAUAUCGGCAUUAUUUUUCCGUCAGUUUAAAGUGAGUUUUCCACCGGGACAAGAACCAGAUUUUGAGCCUGCGAAAAUAGAACUGACCUGCACCCCGAAACCUCAGAAAAUACUCGUCCAAAAAAGAAAAUGAUGUUUGAUGAAGGAAAUGGCUGAAUUUACGAAAUGGUUUAGAAUGUUUUUAAUCCUAAACGGUAUUUGGGGACAAUUACACCAUGCUCAGUGGAUUUGGAUUUACCUCAUGAAUUACUGAUCAUAAAUGGAACUAAGAGUUGAAAAGAAAAUGCACUGCCUAGCCUACGUUUAGCUUAGUGUCUAUUAAACGAAAGACAUCAAAGAUGUAUAUGAAGCGAGAGCGAAUCCCCUGUAACGUGCUGGUGUUGUGGUAUCAAUCUUAAUAAUUGUUAUUGCUGUCGGCGUGUAAAACGUGUUUGUAAAAUGUGUUAAAUACGGGUUACCCGGGAGGAGAACUGCUGUUCCGAUCUGAGACGCAAAUUUGAUUUCUGUCCUGGUUUUCGCUGCAGAUUUGAUUUCUGUCCAAAUAUCUGUCGCCAGUGGAUCAUGCGCGGUUUAAUUGCUGUUGCGUACAUAAAGGAGGGAAGAAUCAUAUUUUGACAGUUAGUUUAACGCUGAUCAGA
Lingula anatina is the source of this 2658-nucleotide messenger RNA. RefSeq names its product steroid 17-alpha-hydroxylase/17,20 lyase. The record is from RefSeq and is a predicted model, not a curated record. Gene Ontology annotation, molecular function: heme binding; iron ion binding; steroid 17-alpha-monooxygenase activity. Gene Ontology annotation, biological process: progesterone metabolic process; hormone biosynthetic process. NCBI's taxonomy places the organism in Eukaryota, Metazoa, Brachiopoda, Lingulata, Lingulida, Lingulidae.